AUGAGUUUGAAACGCGCAAACAUUUUGAAUGAAUACAAGAAAAAUCCUGAUUUGAAGAAGGAAGAUGUUGAAAGUAUAUUGGGAUGGUUGAAAAUGCAACCACAUUUGCCUUCCAUUGAUGAGUUACAGGUUAUAUUGUUCUUGAAUGCGUGCUAUUAUAGCAACGAAGCAACUAAACGGUGCAUCGAUAACUUCUAUACAAUUCGAACACAUUGUCCAGAGUUCUUUGCAAACAGAAAUCCAAAGAGUAAACAAUUGAAAGAAGGAUUGGAUAUAUCCUUGCAUUGUCCUUUACCGAAGUUAUCACCAGAAGGUUACACCAUUUUCUAUAACAGUUUCAUCAACAACAAUCCAGAUUUUUUCGUUUUCAACACCACCUUAAAACUUUUUGAUAUGGUUGCAUCACUUCAUCUGCAAGAAUAUGGCACAUCGAACGGUCACAUAAUCAUCGUCGAUCUUGAAGGAUGUACUUUAACACAUGUCAUGAAACUUGGUCUCCUCUCCAUGAAGAAGUAUUUAAUUUAUCUUCAGGAUGCAAUACCUUUUCGCCUGAAAGGCUUCCAUUUCGUGAACGCUGUUCCAUUUAUGGAUAAAAUUAUGGCUAUUAUGAAGCCGUUCAUGAAAAAGGAAUUGAUGGAUAUGCUUCAAAUACACACCUCACCGAACACCAAUCUAUUCAAUUCGAUACCAAAGGAAUGUUUACCCCAAGAAAGUGGAGGAAGCUGCGGACCAAUAAAAAAUAUAUUUGAUGAUUACAGGAAGAAUAUUAAUGAAAACGUCAAGUUUUUCGUUGAAGAAGAAACUUUGGUAGUUGAUGAAUCUCGUAGACCUGGAAAACCAAAAAACGCUGGAGACUUGUUUGGCGUUGAAGGAACUUUUAAGAAAUUGGAUAUUGAUUGAAUAUUAUUAUUAAUUAAAUUUCAAAUUCAAUAAAAAAUGAUUUCUUACUUUAUGAGAAAUCAUGUAUGAUACAACUAACAU
This is a messenger RNA of Nicrophorus vespilloides, 981 nucleotides long. Its product is annotated as alpha-tocopherol transfer protein-like. The record is from RefSeq and is a predicted model, not a curated record. Lineage: Eukaryota; Metazoa; Arthropoda; Insecta; Coleoptera; Silphidae. Gene Ontology annotation, molecular function: phosphatidylinositol bisphosphate binding. The coding region runs from base 1 to 900 and encodes 299 amino acids. The transcript has 6 exons. Gene Ontology annotation, cellular component: membrane.